This is a messenger RNA of Microthlaspi erraticum, 942 nucleotides long. NCBI's taxonomy places the organism in Eukaryota, Viridiplantae, Streptophyta, Magnoliopsida, Brassicales, Brassicaceae. The record is from the annotation of a GenBank genome assembly.
AUGGGAUCAAAUUUGAAGUCUAAGGUUCCGAUUCUUGAUCUCACGAGCCAACAAGACCUGAAACCAAACACAUCCACGUGGCGUUCCAUUUCCAAAGAAGCCUGUGAAGCCUUGGAGGAAUACGGAUGUUUCGUGGCGGUGUACGACGGAGUGACACAGCAACUAGACGAUUCCGUCUUCGCCGCUGCUGAGGAACUGUUCGAUCUACCGACGGAGACAAAGAGGAAGAACGUGAACGAGAAGCCGUACCAUGGCUACGUUGGUCAAAUGCCUGUAAUUCCUCUUCACGAAGGUCUUGGAAUUGACUAUGUUACCAACAAAGAAGAUGCUCAAAGAUUCACUCAUCUCAUGUGGCCUCAAGGAAAUCAUCAGUUUUGCGAAACCGUGUACGCUUUCUCAAACGCGGUUGCAGAAUUAGAUAGACUAGUGGUGAGGAUGAUAUUUGAGAACUACGGUGUCGAGAAACACUACGAUUCGCACGUUGGAUCAAAGACUUACCUACUAAAGUUCCUCAAGUACUUGGCUCCACCAGAGUCUACCUCAAUGCCAGCUUUUCCUCAGCACACUGACAAGACCUUCUUAUCCAUACUUCACCAAAACGAAGUGAAUGGUUUAGAGGUAAAAUCAAAGGACGGUGAAUGGAUAACCCUUCAACUCCCACCCACGUCAUUCGUCGUCAUGGCUGGUGACGUCUCUAUGGGUUGGAGCAACGACAGGAUACGUUCUUGUGACCAUAGAGUGACAAUGGCAGGAGAUAAGACGAGGUACACUUUAGGUCUUUUCUCGUUUGUCACGGGAAUGAUUUCGAUCCAUGAGGAGCUUGUGGACGAUGAACAUCCUCUUGUGUACAAGCCAUUCGACAACAUCGCUCUCAUAAACUUCUACGCAACCAAAGAAGGCCGUGAAGCGACGUCUACUCUCAAAGCAUAUUGUGGUAUCUAA